AUGCCGCGCGCCGAAGCUGGAAGCACGAAAGCGCUCGGCAACAAGAUCAAAGCUAAAGGCUUAGGUCGUCUACGAUGGUACUGCCAAGCAUGCGAGCGCCAAAUGCGCGAUGAGAACGGAUUCAAAUGUCACGUCCAAAGCGAAAGCCACGUCCGACAGGUCCUACUCAUCGGCGAGGACCCGAAGCGGUAUAUCGAGGACUACAGCAGGCAGUUUAUCCGCAAUUUCCUGGAUUUGCUACGGACCACACAUGGCGAGAAGAAGGUGCACAUCAAUCAGUUUUAUCAGCAGGUUAUUGCGGAUAAGGAGCACAUUCACAUGAACGCGACGAAGUGGAAGAGUCUUUCCCAGUUCGCGGCGCACCUCGGCCGCGAGGGCCUGUGUCACGUCGAGGAAACGGAGAAGGGCCUUUUCGUUUCGUACAUUGAUCGGAGUCCGGAACAAAUGCGGCGGAAGGAGGCUAUCAUGAAGAAGGAACGGCAGGAUCGGGGCGACGAGGAGCGGGAACAACGGUUGAUACAGGAGCAGGUUGAGCGGGCGCGGGCAAAGGAGAAGGAGGAGGAAGUCGAUCCUGAGGCGAGGAAUCUGCAGCGCAAAGAGGGCGAGAAGGUCAAAUUGAAUAUUGGAUUCGGCGCGAAACCCUCCUCGCCAGCACCGACCACCGAGCCGUCGGGAACCCAGUCACCCGAUGAGACGGAGAAAGAGAAGGCAUCCUCGUCUGCAACUCCCGAGUCUUCAGCAGCUGCCUCUCCCGCACCGACACAAGCCCCUCAGGCCGCGCCGAAAGUUUCACUCUCGUUAGGUGGUGGGAAUGGCAAGCCGAAGAACGUGUUCGCAUCCGCCGCGAAGAAAAACCCGCUGGCCGGGAAGAAGGGAACCGUCAUGGCAGCGCCCAAGAAGAUGUCUGAGCAGGAGCGGAUUAUGAAAGAGGAGAUGGAGGCCAUGCAGCGGAAACGGUUGGGCGGAGGUGGCAUGCCGAACCCUAAGCGGCCUAAGGUCUCAUGA
This is a messenger RNA of Aspergillus mulundensis, 1005 nucleotides long. RefSeq names its product putative C2H2 finger domain protein (Kin17). The record is from RefSeq and is a predicted model, not a curated record. The transcript has 4 exons. Bases 1 to 1005 code for a protein of 334 amino acids. Gene Ontology annotation, cellular component: nucleus. Gene Ontology annotation, biological process: DNA replication; DNA damage response. Lineage: Eukaryota; Fungi; Ascomycota; Eurotiomycetes; Eurotiales; Aspergillaceae. Gene Ontology annotation, molecular function: double-stranded DNA binding.